This is a messenger RNA of Symbiodinium sp. CCMP2456, 502 nucleotides long. The record is from the annotation of a GenBank genome assembly. NCBI's taxonomy places the organism in Eukaryota, Dinophyceae, Suessiales, Symbiodiniaceae.
GAGGCUUGCUGAGGAGAAAUCGGGUCGCUGCUUGGCACCGGCCGAUGUGACGCCCUCCCUGCCUCUGGAAGAUCGGAAGAGCGAGCGCUUGUCUCCUUCGCAGACCGAACUCAGCGAGGCAGAUCGGCUGAACUUGAGGAGUUGUUUGGCUGCCACCGCCGGCCCCUAUCCGCCGCUGAGGAGGCGCUUCCCGCUCAAACUCGCCAUACAGGUGGCUGUGCAGCUUUGGGAAGUCGAAAGCCCGUUGCUCUCGGAGCAGGGGAGUCCAGUGACGCGAUUGGCAAAUGCCGCGCGGGAGAGCACGCAGGACUUGGUGGUGAAGACGGCAGCCCUCGGGGCCUCCGUGGUCCAUUGGGGCCAGUCGAUGCUGGGCUCCGCUGCGAAGGCUCUGGACUCGCACUGCCGGCCACGGUCCUUGCAAGAUCCAAAGAAGGAGAAGGAUAGCGCUCUUCUGGAUUCCCUUCGGAACCGUGGAGGUAUCGUGGUCGAGCAAUCUCGCUGA